Molecule: messenger RNA, 960 nt
Organism: Rhododendron vialii
Lineage: Eukaryota; Viridiplantae; Streptophyta; Magnoliopsida; Ericales; Ericaceae
Exons: 5
Coding region: 1-960 (319 amino acids)
Source: RefSeq, a predicted model, not a curated record
AUGUCAGCUUUUGACGAGGACGAGGCGAAGAAGGGGCAGUUAGGAUGGGUUCACAUUAAGGUGAGAGGAGAGCACCAUUCCCUUACCGGGGGCAGGCCAACCAAUGAAGAGCUGGCUUACGGAGCGACGGGGGGUCAUGCUAAGAUAAUAUACGAGAGCGUACAACAUACGCAUGCGUUGCUGGCCGGCACCUUUACACAAUUCUUAGACCAGGCUAGGUCGCUACAACUGAGUUGGGCAUCGGGCCUAGAUGCACUAGCGUCGCCCAGAUGUAGAAACUCUGUUACUAGGGAAAUUAUUCAGCACACCCCUGCUUCUCUCAUCCCCCAUAUAGAUCAAGAGGACACUGUACGAUGGAAUCUCAGUGCCAAUGGUCAGUUUUCAAUUCAAUCUGCGUGGAAUGCUAUUAGGAGGCAGCGUCCUCAUGUUAGUUGGGUGAAGGUGGUGUGGUUUAAACAUGCUGUUCCAAGAUGGGCUAUCAUCCAGUGGUUGGCAAUUCUGGGCAGGCUCUCCACUUUGGAUAGGGUUCAGAAAUGGGGAAUUGUAGCGAGUGCUCAGUGUGUUCUCUGUUCAACUACAUUGGAAACCUGUGAGCAUCUCUUCUUCCAUUUUUCUUACUCUUCUCAGCUUUGGCAGAAUAUUCAAAGGAGGAACAGGUCUCUUUAUCCUCUUCUUGAUAUGGCUCACAUCAUUGAUUGGUUGCAAAAACAUGCUUCUGGAUCCUUGUUUGGUGGUUUACUAUCUAAACUCUCUUUUGCUGCCUUACUAUACUAUGUGUGGGGAGAGACGAACAUGAGGAUCUUUCAACACCAUAGUGGUAGUUUGCUGCAGUUGGAAGCCCAAAUUUCUACUGACAUUAGAGCUUGUGCUAGUUCAUGGAGAGGCAUUAAGAAGACUGAUGUGAAUUUGGCUUUAUGUGCUGUUUGGAAUAUUCCUCACAGGGUCUUUGAUAGGGCCUGA